CACCAUCUAGCUUUUCCACGCACAAAUAAACUUUUUUCAGUGAGAGAAGUGACAUUCUCAGGAGAUGGGAUCCCAAACACAGUCUCAACUUCACGUUGUUGACUUCACUGAUGAAAACAUGAAGCCUGGCACUGACACGUGGCUCUCGGUAUGCAGUGUUGUGAGGACUGCACUUGAGGACAAUGGCUGCUUCGUGGCACGCUAUGAUCAUAUUGGCAAAGAGCUUUGUGACUCUGUUGUCUUUGCAAUUGAAGAGUUAUUCAGUCUUCCCUUGGAAACAAAAGUUCAAAAGAUUAGUGACAAACCUUUCUUCGGCUACUUGGGACAAGUCUCAAUUGUACCCUUAUAUGAAUCAUUGGGAAUUGAUGACCCCUUGACCUUACAAGGCUGUCAAAAAUUCACACACGUAAUGUGGCCAGAGGGGAAUGAUCGUUUCUGUGAAAGAAUCAAUGAGUAUAGUAAGGAGUUGGCAAAAUUAGACCAUAUGGCGAAGAGAAUGGUGUUUGAGAGCUAUGGUGUGGACAUGCAACGAUGUAAUUCAAUGAUAGAAUCAAGCGAUUAUCUCCUUCGAUGCAUGAAAUAUAGAGCACCUCAUAUGGAUGAAGAUCAUGCGGGAAUGCAUUCUCACUCGGACUUGACCAUCAUAUCCGUAGUACAUCAGUUGAAUAAUCUAAAUGGCUUGGAAAUCAAACUCAAAGAUGGGGAAUGGCAUGGGGUUGAUGCCUCACCCUCCUUGUUUGUAGUUAUGGCUGGUGAUGCAUUAAAUGUGUGGAGCAAUGGGAGGAUACAACCAUGUGAACACAGAGUUACAAUGAAUGCAAAGAAAAACAGAUACUCUACGGGACUGUUUUCUUUUAGUAGUAAGAUGAUGAGUAUACCGGAGGAGGUAGUUAAUGAGCAACAUCCCUUGCGUUAUAAACCACUCUUCGACCAUUAUGAAUACCUUCGUUUCUAUCAAAAACAUAAAAUCAAAGAGCCUCAUUCUCGAAUCCAAACAUAUUGUGGAAUCUGAACCCUACAGUAAUAAAGGAACUGUUUGUGCCCAUUGCUUUUGUCUAUGAAUCAGUUCAAUAACUGUGCUUUCUUACCAGGGUUAUGAAUAAGUGCACUUUUUAUUUUGUUAAUAAUUUGUGAACCACUGUUGUAAAUGAUGCAUUAAUCCCUUCAGCUUCUUGUUGGGUGAACAAUGUCGGAGUCUAAGGGGUUUGCGGCAUAUGUACGAGCAGAAUGUAUUGAAAAAUAUAUGUAAUUAUGGUUUCUGGUUAAAAAUUAUAUUUGAGGUUAAAUUAAAUUAAAAUUUUAUUUCUUUUAUUA
This is a messenger RNA of Cajanus cajan (pigeon pea), 1314 nucleotides long. RefSeq names its product putative 2-oxoglutarate-dependent dioxygenase AOP1. The record is from RefSeq and is a predicted model, not a curated record. NCBI's taxonomy places the organism in Eukaryota, Viridiplantae, Streptophyta, Magnoliopsida, Fabales, Fabaceae.